Cydia amplana is the source of this 1400-nucleotide messenger RNA. RefSeq lists its product as uncharacterized. Gene Ontology annotation, cellular component: ubiquitin ligase complex. Gene Ontology annotation, molecular function: protein binding. Bases 60 to 1259 code for a protein of 399 amino acids. The transcript has 10 exons. The record is from RefSeq and is a predicted model, not a curated record. Lineage: Eukaryota; Metazoa; Arthropoda; Insecta; Lepidoptera; Tortricidae.
UACAAAAGGUGUGUAGAUAAAGCGUCAUACCAGUGAUUGUGAAGUGAAGUGACCUUGAGAUGCUGGUGCCGGAGGCGGGCGCGACGGGCGAGCUGGUGCUGAAGGUCAUCGGGCCCGAGGGGCAGGCGCUCGUCGCCUACUACCCUGACGACACGCUGGUUGAAGAGCUGAAGAACCGGGCCAUCGAGCACUUCUACCGCGGCGAGGCGGGCGCGGCGCGCUACAAGCUGGUGCGCGUCUGCGACUCCUCCACCCUGCACGACUUCCUGACCCUCGCGCAGCAGCAGCUGGAGCCCCAGGAGGAGUUGCUGCUGGUGGAGCUGCGCGUGCCGAUGGCGGGCGCGCUGGACCUGGGCGCCGUGCGUGCGCCCGCGCCUGCCGCCGUGGCCGCCGCCACCGCCGCGCUGCCGCCGCCGCGACACCAGCCGCGGCAGCCUAAUCUACAGGCUCUGCUGUCCACCAACGAGCUGUCUCACGAGCUGAGGAAGAUCCUGAUAAGCCUGGUGGAGGCGGGCGCUCGGCUGGCGGCGGCCGGGCCGCACCACGCGCGGGCCCUGGCGGAGCUGCGGGCCGCGCUGCAGCCCCCGCGCCCCGCCACACGCCCCGUCGUCGAGGUAAUUACGCCGGAGGAGAUCGCUCGACGCAUCGCCGAGCAGCAGGAGCAGCCCCGUACACCGCCUCCCGUGGCCGGCAGCGGCGCCUUCCGCCGCGCAGAACAUCUGCAGAGGUUUCUGGAGGAGUUCCGCGCUUGGCGGUUGUCGUGCGCGCCGGCGGCGGGCGCGGAGGCGCUGGGCGCGCUGCGGGAGCUGGGCUGGGCGGGCGCGGCGGCCGAGCGCGCGCUGCGGGCCACCGGCGGCGCGCCGCCCGCCGCCGCCUGCUGGCUGCUGGGCGAGCGCGGCGCCAGCGUGUGCGAGCUGGUGGACGGGCUGCCGGACGGCGUCGUGCUGCAGGCGCUGCUCAAACAGCCGCAGAUUCAACGCGGGCUGCUGAACACGCGCAUGCUGGUGGCUUUCAUCGGCAUGGUGGGUCCGGCGAACAGCGCGGCGCUGUGGCUGUCCUCGCCCCGGGGCUCCCCCCUCCUCUCGCAGAUCUCGCGCACCUACCACUCGGAGAAGUACUGCCUCGCCGUCAACCAGUUCAGCGAGGAACACAACACCCGCCCGUGGCCGGGCUGUUCUGGUCCGGAGGCGCCGUGUGCCGCGCCUGCGCCUUCCCACCAGAAAACUUCCACUUUCCUCACAGCGCGCCAGGUUUGCUGACGAUGCAGGUGUCACCCGACGACGAGGUGUGCGGUAUCUUCAGCAUCAUCUUCAAGCCGCUGCAUCAGUUCGACCUCCGCAGCGUCGUGUUCGGUCGGGUAGUGCUCCCUUCUCGCACGUUCGAGGCCAUGCGCGGUCUCG